AGGCUUGGAUUCUUUCCUUUCCCACUCUUUCUUUUUCUUUUCUUGCUGCCUCUGCUAAGGCAUCUCUUUUUUUUUUUUUUCUUUUUUCUUUUUUUGGUUUCCAUCACUUUUAUGCUCUUUACUUUACUCAACUUCCCAUUUCUUUACCUUCUUGGUUGAAAAUCGUAUCGGGGUUUCUUGUUGUUCUUCCUUCUUCUCUCCUAUUUCUUUCCCUUCCUCUUCUGCUGAAUUCCAACACUUGUUAUGGGCUUUACCAAUCUGGCAUUGUUUGUUUGAUCAGAAAGCUCAAUUGCUUUCUUCAAUUCCUCUUUCAUUUUUUGUUUUGGUUGUUGGGUUCUUUAAAUUUUCAGCCUUUGUAAGUUUUCUUUGAGUUUGUGCACUUUUCUGGUGAAUUCUCUGCUAAUCUUUCUUGGGUUUUUCUUGAUCAAGCUGAAAUGCUCCAAUCUUGUACUUUUAUGGGGUUUUCAUUUCAAGAUUUUGGAUUUCUCAUUCCUCUCCCUCCACUAGGUUUCAGCUGGAUUUGAGGUGCAUUUCUUGUUCAACAUUUUCCCACUGCUGAUCUUUAAAUUUCCUGACUUUUUACUUUUUCUCUCCUCCUUAAUUCUAAUUCUGUUCUUCUGAUUCCAUGGGACUUUGUCAUGGAAAACCCAUUGAGAAAUCUGAAAACCCAAUAGUUCUGGGCGAAAAUGAGCCAGCUUUCAACUCCCAAACUGGGAAAUCAUCAUCAAAAUUUCCCUUUUACAGCCCAAGUCCCUUGCCCAGUUUAUUCAAGAACUCACCUGCUAAUUCCAGUGUGAGUUCUACCCCUCUCCGGAUUUUUAAGCGCCCAUUCCCUCCCCCUUCUCCCGCGAAGCAUAUCCGGGCGUUGCUCGCCCGUAGGCAUGGUUCAGUCAAGCCCAAUGAGGCCUCCAUACCAGAAGGAAGUGAGAUUGAGUUGGGUUUGGACAAGAAUUUCGGGUUUUCAAAGCAAUUCUUGACCCAUUAUGAGAUGGAGGAAGAGGUUGGGCGCGGGCAUUUUGGUUAUACUUGUUCUGCAAAGGCAAAGAAAGGGAGCCUUAAGGGACAGGAUGUAGCUGUGAAGGUUAUUCCGAAAUCGAAGAUGACUACAGCAAUUGCCAUUGAGGAUGCGCGAAGAGAAGUGAAAAUGUUACGGGCUCUAACAGGGCAUAGGAACCUUGUGCAAUUCUACGAUGCCUACGAGGAUGACAGCAAUGUUUACAUAGUGAUGGAGUUAUGCACAGGAGGUGAAUUAUUGGAUAGAAUCCUUUCUAGAGGUGGAAAAUACUCUGAAGAUGAUGCAAAGGAAGUCAUGGUUCAGAUAUUGAGUGUGGUUUCCUACUGUCAUCUCCAAGGGGUUGUUCACCGUGACCUCAAGCCUGAGAAUUUUCUCUUCACUUCCAAAGAUGAGCAUUCCCCACUAAAGGCCAUCGAUUUUGGACUCUCUGAUUAUGUAAAGCCAGACGAACGGCUGAAUGAUAUCGUGGGAAGUGCAUAUUAUGUAGCUCCUGAAGUUCUGCAUAGAUCAUACGGACCUGAAGCAGACAUGUGGAGUAUUGGCGUGAUUGCAUAUAUUCUUCUAUGUGGAAGUCGACCCUUUUGGGCCCGCUCAGAAUCUGGCAUCUUUCGAGCUGUUCUUAAAGCAGAACCAAGUUUCGAUGAAGCCCCUUGGCCUUCUUUGUCUUCUGAGGCAGUAGACUUUGUAAAGAGAUUGUUGAACAAGGACUAUCGGAAGAGGCUGACAGCUUCCCAGGCUCUUAGUCAUCCAUGGCUGGCAAAUUAUCAUGAUGUCAAGAUUCCUUUGGAUAUGAUAAUUUACAAGCUUGUUAAAGCUUACAUAUGUUCAUCUUCACUGAGGAAAGCAGCUUUGGGGGCCCUUGCUAAAUCACUGACCGUGACUCAGCUAGCUUAUCUUCGAGAACAGUUUACACUCUUAGGGCCAAACAGGAGCGGAUAUAUCUCUCUUCAAAACUUCAAAACGGCUGUGGCAAAGAACUUCACGGAAGCCAUGAAGGAUUCACGGGUUUUAGAUUAUGCACACAUGAUGAGCACUCUCCAAUAUAGAAAAUUGGAUUUCGAAGAGUUUUGUGCUGCAGCCAUUAGUGUGCAUCAGCUGGAAGGAAUGGAAAGCUGGGAGCAACAUGCACGUAGUGCUUACGAGCUUUUUGAAAAGGAUGGAAACAGACCUAUUAUGAUAGAGGAAUUAGCCUCGGAACUUGGACUUAGCCCGUCAGUACCGGUUCAUGUAGUUCUCCAAGACUGGAUAAGACAAGUAGAUGGCAAACUUAGUUUCCUGGGGUUUGUCAGACUUCUUCAUGGAGUUUCUUCUCGUUCGUUUCAGAAGGCUUGAAAGAAAACCAGCUCUACGAAUUUUAUCUUCUGCUCAUUUUUCGUGUCCCCAAACAACGGAACUAAAAUCUUGCGGUUGGGGGACAAAAUGCCUGCCCAACUUGAGAUGCAUCCCAAACAGGCAACGAGUUACCUCUUAACUGUGCAAAGGAUCGCUGCACGUUGAAAUUAUAUUUGAGGCUGCAUGAGGAGCAACCCUAAAUCAUUUUGCAGCACAGUCCCAUGUCAGUAUGUUAUGUUCAAAUCCUUUUUUGGACCCCCUCUCCUCAUGUAAUAAUAGCUUUUUAAGUGCUUUGUGCCAUUGAGAUUUAGAGGAUUGUACAGAUGAGGGUAGAUCACAAAAAUGUUUUGUAGGGUUACAAAACAUCUUAAGAAUGGAAGUGAGUUUCGCGGUCUUGUGUGUAUCCCUCGUGUACCCAGAUACACUUGAUUUUUCCAUAAGUUUCUUAUUGUGAUCUCAGUUUCCAUUUUUCUUA
Messenger RNA from Rhododendron vialii, 2822 nucleotides. RefSeq names its product CDPK-related kinase 1-like. Gene Ontology annotation, molecular function: calcium/calmodulin-dependent protein kinase activity; ATP binding; calmodulin binding. The transcript is spliced from 11 exons. Gene Ontology annotation, biological process: intracellular signal transduction; peptidyl-serine phosphorylation; protein autophosphorylation. Gene Ontology annotation, cellular component: cytoplasm; nucleus. Lineage: Eukaryota; Viridiplantae; Streptophyta; Magnoliopsida; Ericales; Ericaceae. Bases 626 to 2347 code for a protein of 573 amino acids. The record is from RefSeq and is a predicted model, not a curated record.